GAAAGUUACAAAACUGAAGAAAUGUCGUCAGAGGAGACGUUGAGUGCUGGGGGAAGUGAAGAGGUGAGAGCCUUGGAGUAUGAUGAUAUGGGUGUGGUGAGUGAGUCAUCUGGGUUAGAAAGGACAGAGGAAGAGGUGGGGGGAAAUGAGGUGGCUGAGGUUGAGGGAGAGGAGGCUCCCGCAAAUAUAUUAGAAGUGGGAGAUAGGAUUGAUAGGUGUUAUGAUAUUAGGGCAGACAUUGUGUCUGAGGUAAGGGGUUAUGAGACUGAACUCUGGCCUAGGGAUAGCCUUAGUUACCUAGUAGAGACUUAUGAGAUUCCUCCCCAAGUUCUAAUUAGGCUUGUUGGAGUGGAGGAGAGGGCAUGCUCUGCACCCCAUGUUCACUGGAUGCCCGUCUCGGAUGUCAUAGAGGCUGCUGAGCUCUAUGGGCCAAGCUCGUUGAGUGAAGCUGAGAUGGAUAAGUUUUUGGCUACUGUUGGUGGGAUGGCCAUUCCAAAGAAGCCAAGGAAGAAGUCAAAGUGAUGAGCUAAAUUUAUAUACAUAUUAAUAAGGAAUUUUUACUUUGAUAUUAUUGAUAUUUGAAUGAGUUUUAUGGGAUUUUAUUUGAUUUUACAUGGUUUUCAUCCUUUGUGUAGGAAAGGAUUUAAUUGGAAGAAAUUCUACUUUUUAGA
Messenger RNA from Rubroshorea leprosula, 671 nucleotides. Lineage: Eukaryota; Viridiplantae; Streptophyta; Magnoliopsida; Malvales; Dipterocarpaceae. The record is from the annotation of a GenBank genome assembly.